GGGCGGUGCGACGCACGGCGCCGGCCCGCCGCACCAUCACGGCGUGGGCACCGAACACCCACCCGCGCCGCACCCCCGGCCGCACGCCGCCGCCGCAGCCGCCGCCGCGCCGCCGCCGCCAAGUUGGGCGGCCCCGGCGGCGCCGGCGCGCUCUCCGCCGCCGCCGCCGCCGUCGGCAACUGGGCCGGCCCGCCGCCCAAGGAGCUCGCGAUGGCCGGGGGCGGCAAGCCCACUGGCUGGGAAGAGCCCAGCCCGCCCACGCAGCGACGCAAUCCGCCCAACUACGACGACGGCACCUCGCUCUGGGGGAAUCCGGGCGCGCAGGGCAGGAUGGGAGGAAAAGUCUCACAUUGGAAGGAUAUGCCAACUCCAAACAUGGGCAGAGGUGGAGGUAUGCAAUGCCCUCCAGGUAUGCCACAAAACCGCAUUCCUGGGAAUGGUGCUGGCAAUAUGAAACCAGAUGGUGCCCCGCUGUGGGGUCACCCGGGCAGAAAUGGCUCCUGGGGAGAGGGCCAACAUGAGGCAGCUGGUCCAGGUUGGGGUGAAGACCCUAAGGGCAUCGGGGCAGCUGGGGUGAAUUCCUGGUCUGAACCUCCUCUAACACCUACAUCUUGGGGAGGACCAAAACCCAAGACUCUGACACCUGGUGGUUGGGAUACUGGAGAUAUGGAACCUGCUUCAUGGGGUCAUGCUCCUAAACCUGGUCAGAAACCACUGACAAAAGAUAUUGUUUGGGCUAGUAAGCAGUUCCGUAUAUUAGCUGAAAUGGGUUUUAAGAAGGAGGAUGUAGAGAAUGCUUUACGAUCCAGCAAUAUGAACUUUGAAGAUGCACAUGAACAGUUGAAUGCUCGCUUGAGUGUGGCAGAUGCGUGGCGUCGUCAGGAGGCAGAACAUUCAGCAGGGGCACCUUUUGAUCUCGGUCAUGGUGGUGCAGGACCUGGAUUUCAACGGUACAACCCGGUGCAGCAACAACCACCUAUGUCAUUUGCUCCUCCGGGUGGUGGCGGUGUGGGAGGUGGCCCCAGCUUACUCAACAACUUGGGAGGCAGUGGCAGUGGAGGAGUGGGCAGCAACCCUGCCGCGCUGGGAGUGAAUAGCUUGAGUCCUGCGGUGGUCCAGAAAAUGCUGUCAGCGCAGCAAGGUGGCCCAGGGCCUGUGCCAGGCAGUGGAGGUGGAGGGGGUGGUGGAGGGCCCUUUGGGCAGGCUCCACGCGCUCCCUCUUCCCAGCCCAGCACAGCUCAGCUUCGAAUGCUGGUGCAGCAGAUCCAGAUGGCUGUGCAAGCUGGCUACCUGAACCACCAGAUCCUGAACCAGCCAUUGGCACCACAAACACUGUUGCUCUUGAAUCAAUUACUGCAACAAAUCAAAGUUUUGCAACAGUUGCUGCAACAGCAAACAGUGGUGCAAAUGCAACCACACAAAGGUGGAUCCUCAAGCGCUGUUCUCCACAUUUCUGUACAAAUUACCAAAACCAAGCAGCAGAUCUCAAAUCUUCAGAAUCAAAUAGCAUCGCAACAAGCAAUAUACGUGAAACAGCAACAGCAGCAGCAGCAACAACAUUUGGGAGGCCCAGGUGGCGGCCCGCAGGGACCACCUCAUCCUACUGGACCACAAGACUUUUUCAAGCAGCAUGAUCCCCUGCAAACUCUCAAUGCUAACUUCAGUGACCUGGCACUCUCGAAGGAACAGGGCUCAUUUCAGAGCCAGCAGUCCCGACUCAACCAGUGGAAAUUACCUGCCCUUGAUAAAGAUGGUGAUGGUACAAGCAAUGAAUUCUCACGUGCUCCUGGUACCACAACAAAACCAACAUUGGCUCAAAGUCACUCUUCUCCCAACAUGAACCCAUUAUUGGGUCAGAGUGAUAGUACGUGGUCAUCGGUGGGCCGCCCAUCUGAUUCGGGCUGGCCUGACUCUGGUAGUAGUGAUGCAGGAGCUCAAGAUAACAAGGACCCAUGGCCGACUGGCACUCAGAUGAAGAGUAUUGAAGACGAUCCUAGUAUCACUCCAGGAUCUGUGGUUCGCUCUCCUCUUUCACUGGCCUCGAUCAAAGACUCCGAAAUAUUCUCUGGUGGAGGAGGCUCGAAAACUUCGCCAACAGUUAGCGUUUCCGAACCACCACUGCCUCCGCUGUCUUUGUCAAAUUCCACAUGGAGCUUUACACCAGCACCUCAAAAUAGUGGUGGCCUUGGCAAAUUGAGUGGUGGUAAAGUGUGGGGCGAUGCCCCACCACCUACAACAGUUACCAGCGAGUUGUGGGGUGCCCCAAUGGGCAAAGCUCGCGGCCCACCUCCAGGCUUGGGGAGCAAAGGGGUAGGCGUUGGAGGAGGCGGCUCCAGCAGCAAUGGCUGGGGUGGUGCACGUGCGGGCGGAGGAGGCUCUGGGGGAUGGGGCAGUGCUUCAAGUGGUUGGGCUCCCCAGAGCUCCGCUUGGUUGCUCUUGCGCAACCUAACCCCACAGAUUGAUGGGUCCACCUUGAAGACCCUGUGUGUGCAACAUGGUCCUCUGCAGAACUUCCACUUGUACCUGAACCAUGGCAUAGCCCUUGCCAAGUACUCAACUCGGGAGGAGGCCAAUAAGGCCCAAGGUGCAUUAAACAAUUGUGUUUUGGGCAAUACCACCAUUUUUGCUGAGUCGCCUGGGGACAGUGAUGUCCAUGCUCUCCUGCAGCAUCUUAACCACGGUGCCCAACAGCAGGCAGGUGCACCACAGGGCAGCGGUGGCGGUGGCGGCGGGUCGUGGGCUCUGCGAGGCUCCCAGGGGGCUGGAGGGGGGCAACCCACAGGCUCUGCUGCUGGGCCACAGAGUAAAAAUUCAGGCCCUGGUGCUGACACAUGGGGUGCCCCUGGCGCUGGUUCGCAGCUGUGGCCAGCUGGCCCCAGUGGUGGCUCUCUGUGGGGUGGUGGUGGGCCCCUGGAUGCCUCGGGGGCUGACCAGCACCGGGCCACACCCUCCUCGCUCAACUCAUUCCUGCCCGGUGAUCUGCUGGGUGGAGAGUCCAUGUGAUGCGGCGGCGCAUGCUUGGGCGCCGGCGUGGGUGAGUCUGACGCCAGAAACCCCAGCACUCUCCUUGUGGAGAGGCCGUCUCCCUACCUGUGAUCUCAGCUUCCUAGACAUCAACACAUGUGGUAUCCUCCUGUUCACUAUAUUCUCCUGUCUGUGCUGUAUUAGUAUAAUGUAUUGGGUGGAUGUUAGGAAGGAAAAGCAUUUUUAUGAUUUUCAUUUGUUAGCUACAAUCAGACUGCACAUUUAAGUAUUCAAUGACACAAGCUGCUCCCUUUUGCAAUCAAGGUGUUCAAAUCUGUACGUGUGAUUAACUUAGGGAUAUCUAUUGUAUCAAUCACCACUUCCAAUGCGUCGCUUAGUGCGCGCAGAGAGGCAUGAGAAGUGGCAAGUUGCCAGGUACCAUCUCAUUGGCAGAGGGGACUCGGGGAGGUUGGGAAUUGUCAACCAAACCGUGCGCCCUGGCUGUAGAACUCUGAGUCUCUCCAACUGUGCUGUGACUUUCGAGUGGCUUUUCCUUUCAUGUAAUGUAGAGAUAAUAUUAUUAAUGCAAAAUGUAAUUGAGCAGUGAACUUGAUAUUUUCUUUCCGGAUAAAAGCUCUCUGGUAGAGAAGUGACUCAAUGGUGCAAAAGAGUGCUGUCGGCCCCUGCUCUCAAGGUCUCACUCUAGGAUCAAAGGUUUUUAUUAGUAUUAUCAUGAAUGCAACUUUGAAGCAGGGUUGAUAGCAAUUUUAAUGGUUCCACUGGUAGUAUCUAGUUAAUAAGAAAGAUUUAUAAAUGCCAAGUGUAGUGUAUAAGUCUAACAACAAACAACAAUAACUCUUAUGUGUAGAGUGUGUUUGGAGAGGAAAGGUGUUUUGGUGAAUGGGUGUAUGUUGCUGUGCUUAACUGUAUUUUUUCUCUGCCAAUCAAUCUAGAACCAAAUGAUAAAGUGUUUUACCUAGCUGUAAGAAAUAAGCUUAAGUCAGUAGAUAAUAAGUUCAUAAACCAUGUUAUCAGUAAAUAAGGUGAAUUCUACAAAUGCAUAAAACAAUUUUUAAAAACCCCAAAAAAAGAAAAUAAAAAAAAACAAAGUGCAUUCUCCCGGGACAAGUGUAGCCCAGUGCAGCUGCACACAAUUGCUGCAUCCUUAACUGAAUGUGAUACAAUAAUCUGUUGAAACCUGUGCAAACUUGUCAAUUUUUGUGAAGUACAUACAUUACUAUAGGAUCUAAGGAGGUGUUUUUUUAUUAUUUGUAAGGUUUAGUUUGUGUUGUGCGUGAGGCGUGGCGCAUGGACCCGUGAUACGUACACGACUUUACUGGCUGUUUUUGAAGAUAAAGUAACAGAUAUAGAGAGCUAUAUAUUAAGAAGUACAUAUUACAAUAUAUUAUAUCUAAUAGUAUAAGUUUUUUAAGGAAAAAAGAGUACAAGUGUUCAAGUCAAACUUUGUUUUUGUCUCUCGACAGCAAAACCUCACUCUGGCUCCGGAGUGGAGUAGAGAGGUGCGCAGGGGAGGGGUUUUCCUGGAAUAAGAAUCCAGUCCAUCCUUGCCUUUUUUGCUUUUGACGUGUGUGCAUGCAUGUAACUUGGAAGGAUGGUGCGAGUUGAUGUUGGGAAUUGGGGAUGGUGUAUGUUUGUUAAAUGUAGGCGAGUGAGUGAACGUAUGAAUGUGUGUGUGUGGUUGCUGUGGCAACGUACCUCUGUGACCAAACGUUGUCCUGUUAGGAGGGCAUGGGCUCGUGUGGCCGUGGCUGACACGGUAGCCGAGACACCGAAUCAGCUUUAGUAGUCUUGCACAAGGGUGUCCACUGGGUAAUGUAGCAAAGCAAUUUUUAUGAAUACAUGAAUACAUGAAGACAUGAAAUAAUACUUAAUAAUUAGUAUUUUCACCUACUUUUCCAGUAUUUUAUGAUAAAAGAAGUGCCACUUUGUUUUUCUUUUUUAAUAGUAAUGUAACUGAAUUUUUUAAAGUCCAUGAGAAAGGAGGCUUGAAGAAGCAUUUAAAUGUUCUCAAAUGACAUUUCAAACCCUAUGUGAAAUCUGAGCCAUAUCAGUCAUUUAAAUACUGUAGAGGUUAUAAGAAGUUAUGACAAAAUUGUGAUUUUUAGGUGAUGAGAGUAAGAUAUCUUGUGACCUGGAGGCAGCCAGAUGGUUACCAAAGGGUUAGUUCAACAGUUAUUAUUACAAGUCUGCCAAAUGAUUUUUAAACAUGUAGCUGAUACUGCAAGACUCUCUAUUUGCUUAGUGGCUAGGCAUUUGUUUUCUAAAAAUGAACUCCAUAUUUAAGUGUGUUUGAAAAAAUGAAAAAAGAUAAAUACAAUAUUGACCAAAUCCUCAUUUGCUCCAAAAGUGAAUAAAAUAAAGUAAUGCAAGGCAUAGUCUCUAUGAGGUUGUUAGUAUGCCAGCAUAUCUGGGUUGGCCAGCCUUACAUGGGUACGAUAUUUCUUCCAGUGAUGUUUAAGAGUAUAUAAUAUUGCUGUAACUACAAUUUACUGAUGAGUAAUGUAAGUUCAUAUACUUGAAAAAAAAGGAUCUUUAAUAUUCAUUAUACAACCAAUAUAGUAUAUAAUAUAUAUUAGCAGUAAGAUGUUGGCUUUUUUGUGUGCGCGUGAGUGAGCAGGGAUUAAGGAACUUCCAAACAUGUUCUUCAUCAGCCCUUUUGUUUAGUUGCCGGCUUGUUCGGCAGCGUCAGUUUGCUCCACUUUUGUGAUACAACUGUAGAAUUGUAAUUGUUGGUUUAGCAAUCCCACUUUAGACAAAAACUGGGUGGAUGUCAGUGUUUUUCUUUGCUUGGUUGCCAGAAAAGGGUGGGUGCAGGCCUGCCGUAGUUGUAGUGAUUCGUUCUCUUUUCCUCAUUGGCUUUGCAUCUCCGCCGUGUGGUCCAGGGUGGCAUCAGUGCUUUCUGGACUCGGUGCAGCGGGUGAACAUUUGCCUUGAUACUCAUUCUUCUGCAGACCUUUCCAGUGUGUCUAACUGAAUGUGCAACCCGUUGUUAGUCAUUGCGUAUCUCUCAUUUUAUUCCUAUAUUUAUUGUCACAUGUUCAAUUGAAUAAUAAUAAUAAGAUUAAUAAUAAUAAUAAUAAUAAUAAUAAUGGUGUGGGAUUCAUAGUAAUUUUAAGUGUUAUUGCCAACAUAAAAAUAUUGGGAUCUUGCAUGGUUUGAUAGCUUUUUUACUUAAAUGUGAAAAACUAAGUCAGGAUGUAUAUAAAUUCUGUAAAAUUUAUAUAAUUAACUAGUAACAAUAAUAAUAAUAAUAAUAAAAAUAAUUAUAAUAAUAAUAUAUAUCCACUACAAAUUGUGAAAGUAGACUUCGUAGGAGUGGAGGCAUGCGGUCGGGGCCCUGAGGGGCAGGGCGCUUGCAGCAGGCAGUGCCCGCUUGCGCCCGUUGCUCAACGUUCUCGCCCCGUCUGUCCACGUGCGAUACCAAAGAACUUGGCGGGAGGGACGCAGACGGGCGCGCUCUGGCCUGUGCAAUCAUCUGUGUACCUAGACUUGAUUUCGUGACUUACCGGCUUAACUUAUUAUUUGGCAGCAGUCGUAGCUGUUGCCUUGUCUGUUCAGAUCUCUGCGUGGUGGGGACGUGCUAGCGGUGUCCGCGUUGCUUCCCUUGGUCAAAAUUUCUCUAAAAUAUAAUAACAAGUAUAAAUGAAUGAAU
This is a messenger RNA of Gryllus bimaculatus (two-spotted cricket), 6637 nucleotides long. The record is from the annotation of a GenBank genome assembly. NCBI's taxonomy places the organism in Eukaryota, Metazoa, Arthropoda, Insecta, Orthoptera, Gryllidae.